This is a messenger RNA of Cyanistes caeruleus (blue tit), 349 nucleotides long. NCBI's taxonomy places the organism in Eukaryota, Metazoa, Chordata, Aves, Passeriformes, Paridae. The record is from RefSeq and is a predicted model, not a curated record.
CCGUCCCAGUAAGCGCGUUCCGCAGGGAUGCUGUCGCACCAGCUGAAGCAGCACGUGAUCGACGGGGAGAAAACCAUCAUCCAAAACCCCUCGGACCAGCAGAAGAAGGACCACGAAAAAGCCGAAUUCGAGGUGCACGAAGUCUACGCCGUCGACGUCCUCGUCAGCAGCGGCGAGGGGAAGGCGAAGGACGCGGGGCAGAGAACCACGAUUUACAAGCGGGACCCCUCCAAGCAGUACGGGCUGAAGAUGAAAACCUCGCGCGCCUUCUUCAGCGAGGUGGAGCGGCGCUUCGACACCAUGCCCUUCACCCUCCGGUAAUCCCGGGAAUUCCACCUGGGAUGGGGCU